AUGAAGGUGGUUUACACUGUGAUUGCGGCUUUUGAUCUAAUUACGACAUAUAACUGUUUCGUGGAUGAUGCAGUCGACGGGGACGAGAUUCGGGAAGAGGGGCCAGCGUGGUAUAUUCACCACCCGAAAACUUUUCCAGCCGAUGCCGGUCUAGUGAUGUCAGUAGGCAAUCGGCUGUUACAUCAUUUCCUCCCUGGCAGUCAUCCUUGCAAGAGUGACCUUAUUCAUCUCUACCACAAUUACAUGGUGUAUUGUACGAGCUACCUCUCCGUCACCCACGCUCGAAACCAAAAAUCGCCAAACACCUCUUUAAAGGAGGCCACACAGCCCUCGAUAGAUGAUUUGACUGGAGGUACAUUCGCUGCCUUUCAUUACAUGCGUUCGGGAAACUACGUUCAGUUAAUACUACAUGCUUGUCGACUUGCGGCCUGCUAUAAAAACAUCCUCAGUACUAGCGACCGUCGGUACCUCUACACUGACACAAUUCGACGUGCGGCUGUCGUAUUACAGAUUGUCGAAGAUAUCAGAGAUUCACGAAUUAUGGAUGUGCAAGUUCCUCGUCGGUUACCACUAAACGAAUAUCUCCAGUCUAUCAAUGACGACAUGAUCAAAGACUUCAUCGCGGGAGAGCUAAAUCAUGCUUUUCUUAUAGCAUCCCUAGAGCUGGCACGCGGCGGAACAGGUGUUAUGAGCUUGACAGGCGAUGAAAAAGAGGAAAUCAUGAAAACUUUGCGCGAGUGUUACUUGGCCGACGAAGGGCACUUGGAGGACAUUGAGUCCCAGAAGCGACGGCUAUAUCGCCUGUGCGCUAUGUUCUUGAAAUACGAUAUUUAUGGGUAUAUUAAGAAGCAUGUUUUGCCGUCAACCCUGAUACAAUACUUCCUCGUCCACGGUCAGGCCUCACGGGAGUUUAAUAUGCCUAAAGAUCUGCUUUCCCAUGCUGUUGUCUCAAUGGUCAGGCAAGACUCGUGCUCACGCUCAACUCAUGUGGCAGAGGAGUUAGAGAAGGUGAUGACCACACCGAAUGAAGCGAUUGAUGAGAUGGAGAAGGUUCUCAGGAUUUUUGAGCUGCUACAAAAUAUUUAA
Molecule: messenger RNA, 1086 nt
Organism: Penicillium daleae
Lineage: Eukaryota; Fungi; Ascomycota; Eurotiomycetes; Eurotiales; Aspergillaceae
Exons: 1
Coding region: 1-1086 (361 amino acids)
Source: RefSeq, a predicted model, not a curated record